This is a messenger RNA of Helobdella robusta, 1547 nucleotides long. RefSeq lists its product as hypothetical. NCBI's taxonomy places the organism in Eukaryota, Metazoa, Annelida, Clitellata, Rhynchobdellida, Glossiphoniidae. The transcript is spliced from 2 exons. Bases 186 to 1547 code for a protein of 453 amino acids. The record is from RefSeq and is a predicted model, not a curated record.
AUGUCACUUUAUCUAUGUUGCUUAAAGACAGCCGAAACAAAUCCGAAAUGAAAAAAAAUUUUAAUAUUUACAUUUAUUAGCCUUUGAGAAGUCUUUGUCCUUCAGUGAGGAGAUCCUCGACGACGAUACCAACAGUUAAUUUAAUGUCAGUCCGUUAAUCCGAGCACCCGUCGUCAUACGUCAUCAUGGUCACCGUUGGUUUAUCAGCAUUGUUGUCGCUGGCCAGUCCGUCUACUAGUUUUAAACUAAUAUAUCUGUUUGUGUUUACUAACAACCAGUUUUUAAUUAGCACCACUACUCGUAGUAGUAGUAGUGGUAGUUGUUGUGGCAGUAGUAGUAGUCGUGGUAGUAGUAGUAAAAGUAGCCACAGUAGCGUCAGCACUUGUACUACUAACAAUAUGGAUAAUGAUAAUACUGAUGGCAGUAGCAAUGAUAAUUCUGCUAGUACUGGUACAAAAAUUGAUGUCGAAAAUGAUGUCAACGCCAAUUUUAGUGACAAUUUUCAGACUGGAAAUAACACAGAACCCUCCACCAUCAGCAGCAGCACCGAUGACUCUCCAAACGACCUUCCUAACCGAACUAGUGAAGCAAACGUCAGUGAAGCUACUCACGAGGAAAGACCAUUUUUUCAUAUUAAUGAUGAUGACGGUGAUGACAAUGAUAGCAUCAACAAUAGUGAUAUAAAUAGUAGCUACUCAGAUACUGAGAGUGAUAGCAAUAACAGUUACUCGGACGACGACGGCGAUAGCUAUUACAAUAGCACAGACAAGGAAAGAAUAAAAAAGUGGGAAAUGUUUUACUCCACUGACGAGAUUAGUGGGAGCCAGUCUGAAAAUAGGGAUGUGCCGACAAAUAAUAAUAAUAAUAAUAACGACAUUAAUAAUGUUGUCAACAGCAGUGGUAAUACGAGAGAGGAGGAUGACAAUGCAAGGAAAGUUACUAAGAGAGUAGUUUUCGCUGAUGAUUGCGGUCUGCAGCUGUCGGACAGUCGCCAAACUAACUCGGACUCUGAUGAGAACGAUGAUGAAGUUAGUCGUUAUCUUGACCCGAGUCGCCACAACAACAACAACAACAACAGUAACAGCAAUAACAACAAUGAUGAUGAUGGUAGUAAUAAAAAUUUUACUAAGCAUGUCAGCGCCGAAAUGUCAUCUAGCCAGUUCAACUUUCUGAACCCCCGAUCGAUUCGAGACCUUGAAAACUUCACUAACAGCCUCCUAACCAAUCAGGUAGUACUAGAAAGAUUUACCACCCUAACUUUUAGAUACAACAGGAGCAAAAUAGACAGCGUUUCACUUUUCGGCACCAUCUGGACCCUCACCAACGAAAUUCCGGACAAUAAAACCGUGACAAGCCGCCAUUUUGUCAUUUCCGUCUGCCUAACUUCCGGUUCUGUUAGGCAGGUGGGGAUUUCGCUCGGCCGGAUGGCAGGUCGUGUGCCCGUAGUCUCGAGGAACGAAAGAACGAAAGUGCCUAACUGGCACCUAAUGAAGAUGGCUUACUGGUUUGAAUUUAACUUGGAUAGGCGGGUAUGCUUAGAUCAGUAA